UCUCAGUGUCCUCGCUGACCUCGCGCGAAUCCCACGUGGGUCCUCGGUCAUGGCCAGCUGGGUGUUCUGUAAUCGCUGUUUCCAGCCGCCGCACAGGAAGUCGUCCUUCAGCCUGACCAGCUGUGGGCACGUGUUCUGCGACUCCUGCCUCCUGAAAGGUAAAAAGAAUGAAUGCAUGAUCUGUGAAGUCCCUUGUCAGACAAUUUUACUCUCAAAACAUACUAACUCCAAUAUCCAGACAUUCUUUCUGGACAUAGAUGGUCUGUGCAAGAAGUAUUCCCAGGAGACCUCUCAGAUUUCGGAAUUUCAAGAAAAACACAGGAGGAGGUUAGUGACUUUCUACCGAGAAAAGAUUUCUCAGUUGGAAGAGUCCCUCAGAAAGUCAGUACUACAAAUCAAGCAACUACAAAGUAUGAGGUCAUCACAACAACCAGCUUUCAACACAAUCAAAAAUUCAGUUUCAACAAAGCCAAAUGGAUAUAUCUUUCUACCACCCAACUCUUCACUCCCUGACAGAAUAGAGUCGAUGGAUAUUGACCUGACUUCUCCAGCAAGAAAGCCUGAAACAGCAGCAGGCCCUUCAAGAAUUUCUCUGAUUAGUCCGCCUCAGGAUGGACGCAUGGGCAGUGUCUCCUGCCGGGGACCCCAGCAUCUCAGCUUGACACCCAGCCAUGCAAGUACAGCAAAGGCUAUCAGAGUCCCACCAUUGCAGGUGCCCUACAAGGAACUGUCACCACUUCCAGCAUCACAGCUAUCCAGCAGAGCAACACAAGCUCCUUCCCCCAGCAUUAGCAGUUCAUGGACAGGACCACCUCGGCAGCCCAUCAGUAUCUCAGGCCUGCUGCAGAGACAGAGUGCAGGGUCAGCGUCCCCUAGGGGGAUGAACACUGAGAAGAUGAGCCCAUUCAUGCCUUCCACACCUGCAAAUCUACGCUCUGUAGCCAGCCCCUGGCAAGUGUGCGUUCAUCGGUAAAUAUCACUGUACAGUUCAUUCUAGAGAGAUGAUGUAACUAAAUAA
Molecule: messenger RNA, 1018 nt
Organism: Rattus rattus (black rat)
Lineage: Eukaryota; Metazoa; Chordata; Mammalia; Rodentia; Muridae
Gene: Rnf212
Product: ring finger protein 212
Exons: 12
Coding region: 50-973 (307 amino acids)
Biological process (GO): homologous chromosome pairing at meiosis; reciprocal meiotic recombination; protein sumoylation
Cellular component (GO): synaptonemal complex
Molecular function (GO): SUMO transferase activity
Source: RefSeq, a predicted model, not a curated record